Molecule: messenger RNA, 2368 nt
Organism: Myxocyprinus asiaticus (Chinese sucker)
Lineage: Eukaryota; Metazoa; Chordata; Actinopteri; Cypriniformes; Catostomidae
Gene: wdr55
Product: WD repeat domain 55
Exons: 8
Coding region: 123-1295 (390 amino acids)
Molecular function (GO): protein binding
Source: RefSeq, a predicted model, not a curated record
UUCUAUACAUUUCAUAUGUAAAUUAAUUGCCAAUGCAACGGUUUGUGACAACAUUUCUCUGAAUCAUUUUAUCUUUCGCGAAAAAUCAGGACCUCCGCGUCGCCGUAGCUGCCGUAAGAAAGAUGGCGACUUUCACAGAACACGAGGAUUCGCCUGAACAAGAGGAGAUUGCAGAAGAACCAAAAGCACCAAAGAUACGAGAAACACCAGAGGACAUCAAACAAGAGGCGAUUGUCAACACACUUGCAUUUCAUCCCAACCAAGACAUCCUUGCAGCUGGAGAUAUAGAUGGAGAUAUAUAUCUAUAUUCAUACUCAUGCACCGAAGGAGAAAACAAGGAGCUCUGGUCAUCAGGACAUCACCUCAAGUCCUGCAGGAAAGUGGUCUUCUCCGGUGAUGGACAGAAAUUGUUCAGUGUGUCUAAAGACAAAGCUAUUCACAUUAUGGAUGUGGAGGCUGGAAAACUGGUGACGCGCAUCCCGAAAGCUCACAAGAUGCCCAUCAAUGCUCUGCUGGUGGUCGAUGAGAAUGUAUUUGCGACAGGAGAUGAUGAGGGCAUGUUAAAGGUUUGGGACCUGAGGAAAGGAACAUCGUUCAUGGAUCUGAAGCAUCAUGAGGAUUAUAUCAGUGAGAUUACUGUUGACCAGGCCAAGAGAACAUUACUUACUUCCAGUGGUGAUGGAACUAUGGGUGUAUUCAAUAUAAAGAGACGAAGAUUUGAACUACUUUCUGAAUUCCAAAGUGGAGAUCUCACCUCUGUUUCCAUAAUGAAGCGAGGCCGUAAAGUUGUCUGCGGUUCCAGCGAGGGCACAAUAUACAUUUUCAACUGGAAUGGUUUUGGUGCCACCAGUGAUCGUUUUGCACUUCAGGCGGAAUCUGUGGAUUGUAUCGUUCCCAUUACAGACAGUAUACUGUGUGCUGCCUCUAUGGAUGGAGUAAUCAGGGCAAUAAGUAUCUUACCCAACCGUGUGGUUGGCAGUAUCGGACAACACGUCGGAGAGCCCAUUGAGGAGAUUGCCCGCUCUAGAGACACACGUUUCCUGGCUAGCUGUGCUCAUGACCAGCUGAUUAAGUUCUGGGACAUCUCCAGCAUUCCUGAUAUGAAAGUGAAUGAUUAUCGACGGAGAAAGAAAAAAGAUGGGUUCCUCAAAGCUCUAAGUAAUAAGGCUUUUGAUACAGGACAAAAUUUCUUUGCUGGACUUUUGGACACAAAUGAGAAAAAUGGUAAAGGAGAAGAGGAGGAGGAGGAGGAGGAGGAGGAGGUGGAAGGUGACAGCGACAGUGGAAGUGACUGAAAACAGACUUGUUGAAGACAGUGUACUUUAUUAUUGCAAUAUUGUUUUGCAAUGUUGCCAUUUGUCAUGUAUAUUUAAUGUCGAAGUUCAGAUCAGUUUCUCAUAAACUUGAUUGACAAGUUUUAUAAAAGCAUACAAGAUCUGGCGAAACUUUUAUUCACAAAUUACAGUCCAUCUUUUCAUGCAGUAGCUUUAGAAAGGUGUGGCAGUGGCACAGGAUAAAAGCUGAUUGGCUAUACCAGGCUGACUUUAAUAGACUGAAAUUCCCUGCCAUGUUGAGGCAAGGAAAAGGAAGCAGCACCAUCAUUAUCAAUCAUUAGAGUUUGUCUAUUCUUGAUCUCUUCUGUCAGAAGAACAAGGAAGGCCUUGGCAACAUCAUCAGCCCUGUAAAUAAAAAUGCAAUGACAUGAGUAUGCAAGACUCAUCAUAAAGCAUCAUUCCUACUAUGCAGUACAUUGUCAUGUUCCCAUCAUCAUAUACACUGAUCAGCUACAAUAUUAAAACCACUGAAAGGUGAGGUGAAUAACAUUUAUUAUCUCAUUACAAUGGCACCUGUCAAGGGGUGGGAUAUAUUCGGCAGCAAGUGAACAGUCAGUUCUUGAAUUUAAUGUGUUGGAAGCAGGAAAAAUGGGCAAGCAUAAGGAUCUGAGUGAAUUUAACAAAUUGUGAUGGCCAGACGGCUGGGUCAGAGCAUCUCCAAAACGGCAGGUGUUGUGGGGUGUUCCCAGUAUGCAGUGUUUAGUACCUACCAAACGUGGUCCAAGGAAGGACAACCGGUGAACCGGCGACAGGGUCAUGGGUGUCCAAGGCUUAUUGAUGCGCAUGGGGAGCGAAGGCUAGCCCGUCUGCUCCGAUCCCACAAAAGAGCUAUUGUAGUACAAAUUGCAGAAAAACCUAAUGCUGGCCAUGAUAGAAAGGUGUCAGAAUGCACAGUGCAUCGCAGCUUGCUGCGUAUGGGGCUGCAUAGCCACAGACCGGUUCAGAGUGCCCAUGCUAUUUUUAGUUGUUAAUGAUGUAAUACAGUCAACAGGAACGCAUAUUUUAUUAACUCUAACAACUAACCCAAUCCCAAC